Messenger RNA from Medioppia subpectinata, 2364 nucleotides. NCBI's taxonomy places the organism in Eukaryota, Metazoa, Arthropoda, Arachnida, Sarcoptiformes, Oppiidae. The record is from the annotation of a GenBank genome assembly.
ACGAUUAUAAUGCAAUCUCAACGGAGAAGAAGCUCUGUUUUAGAUUACGAACAGUCCUUAAUGUUUGGUCAAUAUCGAGAAAAAUUGGCUAAUUUUGCGUCAAUUCAGUCCCAAAAGUCUAAUAAACUACGAGAAGAGCGACAAAAGGAAAGUACAAAUAAAGCGCAUCUGAACUCAAGAUGUGCCGGAAGUUUGAUCCGAAAGGUUAUAUCGAUUGCCGAAUUGGGCGGCGAUUGGAUACUAUUGGCUAUACUGUCAAUCAUUCUUGCAUUUCUCAGCUUCGUUAUGGAUAUUGUCAUUCAUUUUUGUUUCCACGUACGUGAUUGGCUUCAAGAAAGCAUAUCCGACGAGUUUGUCUACAAAUAUCUUCUAUGGAUAGCAUUCAGUGUGUGUCUCAUCUUGUCUUCAGCCAUAUUUGUGCGAUAUGUGUCCCCACAGGCGGCUGGAAGUGGUGUCGGAGAGAUGAAGGUCAUUUUACGAGGAGUUGUGUUAAAAGGUAGUGGAUUACCCCUCGGCAAAGAAGGACCGUUUGUUCACAUGGCAGCGAUGGUAACCAAUCAACUCAUUAAACUAUUUCCCAUCCGAAGUCAGAAUGAAUACGAGUCCAGAUUUCUAGAUCUGAUAGCUGUUGCGUGUGCUGUCGGUGUGGCCACUACUUUUGCAGCUCCAGUCGGUGGAGUGUUGUAUAGCAUAGAAAUCGUUUCUGUAUUCUUCUCCGUCCGGUCGUAUUGGAUGGGAUUCUUUGCCGCCACUAUCGGUGCUCUCUUCUGGCGACUCUUCACUGUUUGGUCUCAUAUGGAGGACAAUAUCACUCAUUUGUUUAAAACCAAUUUUCGCAGAGAAUAUCCAUACGAGACGUUGGAAUUAAUCUCAUUUGCCAUUUUGGGUAUAUUCGCGGGCAUCAGUGCCUUUCUAUUUGUCACUCUUCAGCGCCAUAUCGUGCUCUUCAAUAGAAAGCGAACCACUUUUCAUAUAAUUCUUCAACGAUAUCCCCUUAUAUACCCGGUUCUGGUCACAACCAUUAUAUGUCUCGUAUCAUUCCCACCAGCUUUUGGACAGUAUUACGGGUCGUGGCUCUCAUCAGAACAAUCAAUGCAUGAAUUGUUUAGUAACUAUACGUGGGGGACAAUUGCCGAUCAGAUAGAUAAAGACGAAAUCAUUGAUAAUUGGAAGACACCCAACACUUCAGUAUAUGUGACUACAUUCUUGUUUUUUGUCAUGAAUCUAGUGAUUGUAGCGCUUGGAUCAACACUACCCGUUCCCAGUGGUCUUAUAAUACCGAGCUUUAAAAUCGGUGCCGGACUCGGAAGAUUUUACGGGGAAUGGAUGGCAUAUAUAUUUCCAAAGGGAAUAAAUCCAUAUUACGACAGAACAGAUCUCCCGAUCAUUGCCGGAGCUUACGCUGUGGCCGGUUCUGCGGCCUUUGCCGGCGCCAACACAGGUGCUCUAUCGUCGGCGGUCAUCAUAUUUGAGGUGACGGGACAAAUGACACACUUAUUACCCGUAAUCAUAGCGGUUAUCACUGCAACUCUGGUCGCCCAACGACUCGGCCCUUCCAUAUAUGAUAUUGCCGUAUUUGCCACCAAUAAUUCAAUCAAGUUCUUCAGCGCAGUAAUCAUAGCGGUUAUCACUGCAACUCUGGUCGCCCAACGACUCGGCCCUUCCAUAUAUGAUAGUCUUAUUAAACUUAAAAAGUUGCCGUAUUUGCCACCAAUAAUUCAAUCCAGUUCUUCAGCGCACAGACUAUUUGUUCAAGAAUUCAUGGAAAGAGAUCUGAUGUACGUCUGGGAGGGCUGUUCUUAUAGAUAUUUAAGGCAUUUAUUGAACUCCAAAAAGCAUCUCAAUAUCUACCCGUUUGUCAAAUCGCCGGAAACAAUGAUUUUAUUGGGAACUGUUGAACGAAUUGAAUUACAAAAUCUCUUAGAAAGUCAUUUAAGUAAAGAUCAAAUGAUUGACGACUUGAAGAAAUCACCGCCAGUGAUGACUAAGCCGUCGCCCACGUGUCCCAUACACGGACAACAGCCGAGGUUUCACGUGGCGACCAUUCCUGAAAAUGAAGUGUUGGAAAUAACAUCCGUUGGAAAACACGUUUGGGAAGAGAAUCAAUUGGAAAAAUUAGUUGACUUUACCGCUUGUCCUAUAGAUCCGGCGCCCUUUCAAUUAGUGGAGGGAACUUCUUUGAUGAAGGCCCACAAUAUGUUCUCCUUAUUGGGUCUUCAAUUGGCUUUUGUGACAGUUUUAGGGCGUCUUAUCGGUGUUGUGGCUCUUAAAGAGAUCCGGAAAGCGAUCGAACAAAUGAAUUCCAGAGAACUUCCGCGAAAAAAGAGUGACUCUUCCCCUGAAUCUAAGCCUUUGAAUGCAUAA